UGUCCUAAACAACUACAACUCCCAGCAUACUUUGCGGAACUUUUUGUCAACAACAAGACCAGGAAGUUGUGGAAUUGCCUGCAAGGUCGUUAAGAAGUGUUUUGGCGGCACCAGAGGGUCUUGUGUCAUCAUGAACAUGUUAACAUUCUUUGCGGUUGGGCUGAUGGUUCAUUUGGUGUUCUUUGGCUCAAUAUUCGACAUCUAUUUCACCUCUCCAUUGGUCCAUGGCAUGACUCCGCAUCAGCCACGGCUCCCGCCACCAGCCAAACGACUUGUGUUGUUUGUAGCAGACGGUCUUCGAGCGGACACCUUUUAUAAACCGGAUGCAAAUGGAUCUACCAGGGCACCUUACCUGAGGAAUGUGAUUGAAGAAAAAGGCAGCUGGGGUGUGUCUCAUACUCGUGUUCCAACUGAGUCCAGGCCUGGGCAUGUAGCUUUGAUUGCCGGAUUUUAUGAAGAUGUAAGCGCCAUUGCUAAAGGUUGGAAAGAGAAUCCCGUGGAGUUUGAUUCUGUGUUUAAUGAAAGUAAAUACACAUGGAGCUGGGGGAGCCCGGAUAUCUUGCCAAUGUUUGCAAAAGGUGCAAGCGGGGAUCAUGUAUACACACACACAUACCCAGCUGAGGACGAAGACUUUGCUGCAAAAGAUGCUUCCAAGCUCGACACAUGGGUCUUUGAUGAAGUUAAGAACUUCUUUCAAUCUGCAAAAGGAAAUGAAACAUUGCUGUCACAGUUACACGAGGAAAAGAUUGUGUUUUUCCUUCAUCUGCUUGGCUUGGACACCAAUGGACAUGCUCACAGGCCUAUGUCAAGGGACUAUCUGGAGAAUAUCAUGAUAGUUGAUAAUGGUAUUAAAGAGCUAGUUUCCAUGAUUGAGGACUUCUAUGGAAUGGAUGAGAAAACAGCAUAUGUUUUUACUUCUGAUCACGGCAUGACUGACUGGGGCUCUCAUGGAGCAGGCCACCCAUCAGAAACUUUAACUCCCCUUGUUGCUUGGGGAGCUGGAGUCCAGCAAGCCGAGAGAGUUAGAUCACAGAACUUUGAGGAUAAUUUCCUCCAAGAGUGGAAACUUGAGAAUUUCAAGAGGUUGGAUGUCAACCAGGCUGAUGUAGCUCCAUUGAUGUCUUCUUUGAUUGGAAUCCCAAUUCCUCUGAACUCUGUAGGCGUCCUCCCUGUGGACUAUCUGAACAGCAGCAACCACUUCAAAGCCGAAAGCAUGUUUGCAAAUGCCAUUCAAAUUCUGGAGCAGUACAAGGUUAAGAUGGCUCAGAAAAAGGCAACCACUUUAUCAUUCCUGUUCACUCCAUUUAAGUUGCUUCCAGAAUCAGAACAAGCAGAUUUCAUACGCAGCGCAAGAUCUCUAAUCCAGCACGGAAAUUAUGACCAAGCAAUCCGCGUUUGCAGGUCUCUGAUGAGCUUGGCUUUUGAAGGCCUCUCCUAUUACCAUACCUAUGAUCGCUUCUUUCUGGGGGUCAGUGUGGUGUUUGGCUUUGUGGGCUGGACCUCCUAUGUCGUUCUAAUGAUCCUUAAAACUCACAACAGUCUCCACAAACCUUCCACGAGGAAGGAAAAGGUAUCAAAAGAUGCCCUCCUUCCUAAAGUGUUUGUGGCCAUCUCUCUAAUGAUAGCCUUCUUCCUGCUGAUACAGGCCAGUCCCUUGACCUAUUACAUUUACUGCCUGCUCCCAGUCCCUGUGUGGUAUGCAGUUUGUAAAGAAUACAGAACUUGUAAAGGACUUCUGAAUUCAGUAAAAUCCUACCCAUUAACUCAGAGCAUUGGAUUCUCAGUGAUGUUCGUUCUGGGAAUUGAAUUGUUGGUUGUGAGCUUUUUCUAUCGGGCUAUGAUAACUCUUGGACUCGUUGCACUAGCUGGAUGGCCAAUUAUGUCCAAACUGUGGGCUCAAACAAAGACAAGGUCAGUCUGCUGGAUACUUGCUUGUUUGUUCCUGGCGACGUUCCCUCUAAUGCCUGUGAUCGGGAGGGAGCCUAAUAUCAAUCUUGUGACCGCUGCUGGAUUGUUUUCUCUCAUUAGCUCUUCUUUCUUUCUGGCCUCCCUCUGGAAAGCAAAGAGCAAAACCUCCAGGAAAUGGAGAGACUUUCAAGUAUACCUCUUCCAGAUGCUGAGUGUUGUUCUGUGCACAUUUGUAGUGAACAGUACCCACUCCAGUUUGAACCUCAAGCAAGGAUUACCGUUAUUCAACCAGAUUGUCAGCUGGACAACGUUAGCCUCCUCGUUUGUGGUGCCUCUGCUGAGCUCCACACUCCUCCUGCAGCGCCUGCUGGGCAUAUUCCUGUCUCUAGUAUCGACUUACAUCCUCCUCAGCACAGGAUAUGAGGCACUCUUCCCCCUUGUGCUGUCCUGGUUGAUGUUUGUGUGGAUUAACAUGGAACAGGAGACCAUGCAGUUUAAAGCCAUGUCUCCCAGAUUAAAGCUUUCCAACAUCGACUUUUCUGAAAACAUUGAUAUAUCAAAGUUGCGACAGCUGAGGCUUGAUGAUAUACGCAGAUCUUACUUUUUUGUUUUCUUUAUAGUUACUGCUUUUUUUGGAACUGGAAAUAUAGCGUCUAUUAACAGUUUUGAUCCUGCUUCAGUAUACUGCUUUCUGACAGUGUUUAAUCCUUUCCUUAUGGGAGCACUGAUGAUGUGGAAGAUUCUGAUACCUUUUGUGAUUGUGAUGUGUACAUUUGAAACCAUUCAAGUAUCAACACAGCUUUCUUCAAAAAGCCUGUUUCUGAUAGUGUUGGUCAUUUCUGAUAUAAUGGCUUUGCACUUCUUCUUUAUGGUUAAAGAUUAUGGAAGCUGGCUGGAUAUCGGGACAAGCAUUAGUCAUUAUGUGAUUGUGAUGUCCAUGACCAUCUUCCUGAUUUUUCUGAGCAUGUUGGCUCAAGUCCUAACCUCAAAGAGAAUCCUUCUUGGUGGUAAACUGCACUUCAUGUGAAUAUUGGCAACUGUCAGACAUACGUUUGCGCACACAUUUUGUGUCCCUGGGAGUGUUGGUCACUGAAAGCAUCUGUGUCAGGGAGGUCCACCAGAUGACUCUUGAGCUCCUCAUAGGGCUGUCUUGAUUUAGAGGUGAAGGCUAGACAUUCAGUAGUGCAAAAAUAAAUCUUGGGUAAGUGAUUCAACAUGUAACCUCUUUAUGAGCACACGCAUACUGACAUGGUGUGCAUUCCAGUUUAAAAAAGAAAAAUCCAUCAUAUGUAUAUUUUUUUGUUUAUAAUGGCUCUUUAAGACCUCUCUUGUUAUCGAUCAGGCUCUGUGGUAGGGCUUUUUUGUUUGGGUUUUGUAAUUACAGUUGGUUAAAAUUUGUAUUUUUGUUAAUUUGGCAGGGAUGAGGUUAAAAAAAAAAUGUUUUCAUGUAAUAGGUAAUGUGAGGAUUUUUAUGCUUGUGUAUCUUUUUUAUAACAUGAGAACUAGCGGAAUGCUAGCGUGUCAGAUUAAUUUGAGAAUAAGGUUUCUAUGCUAUUGUGUAAUGUACCUUACUGCAAAGUAACAUUUUAAUAAAUAAUGGUAUAAUGUC
Polyodon spathula (Mississippi paddlefish) is the source of this 3517-nucleotide messenger RNA. It is a transcript of the gene pign, whose product is annotated as phosphatidylinositol glycan anchor biosynthesis, class N. The transcript has 29 exons. Gene Ontology annotation, cellular component: endoplasmic reticulum membrane. The record is from RefSeq and is a predicted model, not a curated record. Gene Ontology annotation, molecular function: mannose-ethanolamine phosphotransferase activity. NCBI's taxonomy places the organism in Eukaryota, Metazoa, Chordata, Actinopteri, Acipenseriformes, Polyodontidae. The coding region runs from base 131 to 2935 and encodes 934 amino acids. Gene Ontology annotation, biological process: GPI anchor biosynthetic process.